UUUAGUCAUCUACACACACCAUAAUCCAAUCGAUGAACUUUUCAUGAUUCCCUCUUUUGCAAGCCAUCUUGGGAAACAAGCUACUAUUAACCCUCAAUUAUAAAAUACCAAAAAUCCAACUAUAAAAAUCCCCAAAUCUCAAAUUCAUAUCAAACCCACAUCAAAUCAGUCAUCAAUUUCCAAACUUGAUACCAAAAUUCAAGAUGGGUCUAAUCAAAAUUGGCUUUUCAUUCAUGUUAGGCACAACUUUUGGGAUCUAUGUUGCUCAAAACUAUGAUGUUCCGAACAUAAACAAGCUUUACAAAACAGGGCUUGUGGUUGCUAAACACUAUGAAGAAAAUUAUCGAAAACCCAAAUCAAAAUCUGAUGUCGUCGAUGACCGGAGUGACUCAUGAUUAGGCUUUUAUAUUGAAAUGUUAUUGUAAUGAAAGUUGAUUGGAUCAUUAGAUUAGAUUUAGGAUUUGGAUUUUGUUAUGAUAAUUAAUAUCGUUCAAUGAAGUAAGUUUCGUUGGAAA
Messenger RNA from Erigeron canadensis, 515 nucleotides. RefSeq lists its product as uncharacterized. The transcript has a single exon. Bases 204 to 395 code for a protein of 63 amino acids. The record is from RefSeq and is a predicted model, not a curated record. Lineage: Eukaryota; Viridiplantae; Streptophyta; Magnoliopsida; Asterales; Asteraceae.